Nasonia vitripennis (jewel wasp) is the source of this 1199-nucleotide messenger RNA. RefSeq names its product DNA-directed RNA polymerases I, II, and III subunit RPABC1 (gene Rpb5). The transcript is spliced from 2 exons. Gene Ontology annotation, molecular function: DNA-directed RNA polymerase activity; DNA binding. Gene Ontology annotation, biological process: DNA-templated transcription. NCBI's taxonomy places the organism in Eukaryota, Metazoa, Arthropoda, Insecta, Hymenoptera, Pteromalidae. Bases 170 to 802 code for a protein of 210 amino acids. The record is from RefSeq and is a predicted model, not a curated record. Gene Ontology annotation, cellular component: RNA polymerase III complex; RNA polymerase I complex; RNA polymerase II, core complex.
GGCAUACUAUUGGAGCAGGUUUCGAGGUUAGGUAAGCUUGUGUACAAAUCGUGCGUCGCAUUCACACGAGUCGUCUUGAGCUCCGCGUAUAUCCGUUAUUUUGUGAGGAAUACUGCAAGGAAAAUUUGAAAUUAAUUGAAAAUAACGAAUAAAAUAAGAAAAUUCAAUCAUGGAUGACGAGGCGGAAACUUACAAGCUUUGGCGCAUCCGUAAAACGGUGAUGCAGUUGUGCCACGAUCGAGGUUAUCUCGUUACCCAGGAUGAGUUGGACCAAACGUUGGAGCAGUUCAAAGAGCAGUUUGGAGACAAGCCCAGCGAAAAACGACCGGCCCGAAGUGACUUGAUUGUUCUUGUCGCCCACAACGAUGACCCCACAGACCAACUCUUCGUUUUCUUCCCCGAUGAGCCCAAAAUUGGUAUCAAGACCAUCAAGACCUACUGUCAGCGUAUGCAGGAAGAAAAGAUCCACAGGGCCAUCAUCGUGGUACAGUCAGGUAUGACGCCAUCGGCCAAGCAAUCUCUUGUAGACAUGGCACCCAAGUACAUUCUCGAACAGUUUCUUGAGUCCGAGCUUCUAAUCAACAUCACAGAGCACGAGUUGGUGCCUGAGCACAUUGUCUUGACUCCGGAUGAGAAAGAAGAACUGCUUACCAGGUAUAAACUUAAAGAGAACCAGCUUAUGCGUAUACAGGCGAACGACCCUGUUGCCAGAUACUUUGGGUUGAAAAGAGGUCAAGUUGUCAAGAUCAUUCGUCCAUCUGAGACUGCGGGACGUUACAUUUCAUACAGAUUAGUGUGUUGAGUGAAAUCUGGCAAUAUUUUUACAAAAAGCCAUGUUUAUAUGAUAUAUUGAAAGUUAUAUCUUGUAUAUAAUUACCACGAGGCAUCAGAACUUGAUGAAACUAAGGCUUUCCGAUCUUGGUAAUUUCCAAAGGAUGUUUAAGUUGUGUAAGAUUAGAUAAUAUUCAAAUGUUUAGCUCAAUUCACUUUUUUAUUGAUGCAAUGACGUUUCUUUCAAACUGUCUCUUUACACUAAGUACUAUGAUGUAUCUGCUCUAUUUUGAUAAAACUUCCCUGUAACUGUUUAAGAGAACAAAACUUGUAAAUAGCAAAACUUUCUAAUAAACUUAAUGUAAGAAAGAUUGUUUUUCAUAACUAUAUGAAAUAAAGAAUAAGAAGUAAUGUAUGCUCUGAAAUAA